UCCCCCACCGGCGCACCCCACCUCACUCCCCCCCACCCCCCUCAGCUGGAUUGAAAUAGCAAUUACAGGAGUGUAGAAAAAGCUGGCGAGCUGGGAGUUCUAGUUAAAGGGCCCCGCGUGUGGAAAAUACUGCAGGUUUAUCAUCAUUAUGGGAUGCGGGCCGACAUACGGCCGCAGCGUCCUGCUUUGACCCAUUCCUACAUUAUGGUAGAUUUUGCAGAAAUCAACUGUAUCACCAUGAAACACCUCCAGUAGUCUUCAAGGGUGAGUCAUUUUACUCUAUUUUAUUUUGAUGGUCAUCUUUGAAUACAGUCAAGAUGGGACUCCCAAAGCAUCGUACAGUUAAUAAAGAUUUACAAUGCCAGCAGGGCACAAUUUGCUGACUCAGUCCAAAGGGCGAGCGGGAGGGGAGGGGGUGAGGAGCCAGCCGUGUUUUCCUUGGCUACAGCUGAGAAAGGGCUGCAGUGCUUUGCAGUCAGAAUACUCAUGAGCAGCCAGGACUGCGCCUCUUCACCCCCCCCCCCCCCUCCCGUUCUUCACUGCCUGUGUCCAUGCAAGUAUUAAGGCCAGUGUGGGUUGUUGUCGUCCUGCAGCCUGAGAUGACCUCUACGGCUGUCCCGACUGAAUGUGAGGAUCAAAUGCUCCCUCUGCAAUGAAGUAAUGUGACAGCAUUUCUCGUGUCAAGUUUGACAGAGAAGCCGAGGCCGUGACAGGAAGUAGAAAAACAUCCGGAAAUUUGACAGCUGAGGGAGGAAGAAGAGGAGGAGCAACGCCAUGGCUCGGGAGAACGGAGACACCAGCGGGGGGGAGACGUGGAAGAAGCAGGUCGACGACAUCAAGAAGAUGUUUGAUCUGAAGGAAGUCCUCGGGACAGGCGCCUUUUCCGAAGUGGUCCUGGCCCAGGAGAAGCUGACGGGUCGGAUGUUUGCGAUGAAGUGCAUCCCGAAAAAGGCUCUCAAGGGGAAAGAGAGCAGCAUUGAGAACGAGAUCGCCGUGCUGACAAAGAUCAAGCAUGAAAAUAUCGUGGCGCUGGAGGACAUCUACGAGAGUCCGGAUCACCUCUAUCUCAUUAUGCAACUGGUGUCCGGCGGCGAGCUCUUUGACAGAAUCGUCGAAAAAGGCUUCUACACAGAAAAAGAUGCCAGCACGCUCAUCCGACAAGUCCUGGAUGCUGUCAACUACCUGCACAACAUGGGCAUCGUGCAUCGAGACCUGAAACCGGAGAACUUGUUGUAUUUUAAUCCCCACGAUUGUUCCAAAAUCAUGAUCAGCGACUUUGGUCUUUCCAAGAUGGAGGGGAGCGGCAAUGUCAUGUCCACUGCUUGUGGCACACCGGGAUAUGUCGCACCAGAAGUUCUUGCCCAGAAGCCGUACAGCAAGGCAGUGGACUGCUGGUCCAUCGGAGUCAUCGCCUAUAUUUUGUUGUGCGGCUAUCCUCCCUUUUACGACGAGAACGACUCCAAGCUCUUUGAGCAAAUCCUCAAAGCCGACUACGAGUUCGACGCGCCCUACUGGGACGACAUAUCCGACUCCGCCAAGGAUUUCAUUAGCAACCUAAUGGAAAAGGAUCCAGCCAAGCGGUUCACCUGCGAACAGGCUCUCCGACAUCCCUGGAUCGCCGGGGACACGGCACUCUGCAAGAACAUCCACGAAUCCGUCAGCCGGCAAAUCAGGAAAAACUUUGCCAAGAGCAAAUGGAGGCAAGCGUUCAACGCCACGGUGGUGGUUCGCCACAUGAGGCGGCUGCAGCUGGGCAGCAGCAUGGGGAGCAGCGUGGACGCUUCCAACCCCCCCGCCAGACCCGUCCCGAAGCCGGGUACGAGUCAGGCGGACCGCAACGGGCCCGCCGCCGGCUCGGCCGCUAGCCAGACUUCAGCUUUUGACAACUUAGCGACGCCGCGAAAAGAAUGUGUCGCCACGCCAGCCACUCCCUGCAGCCUGGCCUCGGCGGCCGCUUCUCCCGUGGCGGGGGCCGAGCUGAGCCACCCAUCGGCGGUGCCCGCCCCCGUGCUCGCCGAGACCAAGUGACGCCAGGUGACGCGGGGGACCAGCUGGGAGGCCACGGCGCUGUGAGAUGAAGGAAUGCGGGUGUCCUCCUACUCCCCCUCAGCUGGUUCCUCGCCCUGCUCCGAGGUGAGCAGAGGACCUUCGUUUGUAAGCACGCAGCAUCAAGCCCCCCCCCCCAAAUGAGCUGCCUGGCGCCGAGUCACAUGUGAAUCUCAUCUCCCCUUCACCAAUGGAAUUCCAUGUACGUUAGUUCUUUUCUUUCAAACUGUUGGCAACUGGAAUGUUUUUCUAUCUUCACUUAAAGGUGGUAUGUGUGCUUUUUUUCAAAAGGCCAUCCUUGUCAAAUUUGCUAGGAAAUUCAAAAGAUCAUAAUCAAGACGAUGGGUGGCCACUACCUCAUGCUAAUUAGCAGCUUUGGAGUCCAAACGCUUCUCCCUAAGUGGAGUCCCCCCCCCCCACUUCCGGUUUUGUCGCUCAUCUCUGCUCUCGGAAAGUGUUUUGUUCCUUUUCAAAAUGCGACACAUAGCACCUUUAAGAUCUUUUUUCCUUUGGGGCUCGUCCGUCUUUGUGUCUUUGUGCUUCGAGAAGUGCUUUAAAAGUAACUUGUGACUGUUGCGAG
This is a messenger RNA of Syngnathus acus (greater pipefish), 2626 nucleotides long. It is a transcript of the gene camk1da, whose product is annotated as calcium/calmodulin-dependent protein kinase 1Da. The transcript is spliced from 14 exons. The record is from RefSeq and is a predicted model, not a curated record. Gene Ontology annotation, cellular component: intracellular anatomical structure; cytoplasm. Gene Ontology annotation, molecular function: calcium/calmodulin-dependent protein kinase activity; calmodulin binding; ATP binding. Gene Ontology annotation, biological process: peptidyl-serine phosphorylation. NCBI's taxonomy places the organism in Eukaryota, Metazoa, Chordata, Actinopteri, Syngnathiformes, Syngnathidae. The coding region runs from base 775 to 2028 and encodes 417 amino acids.